This is a messenger RNA of Caenorhabditis elegans, 390 nucleotides long. RefSeq names its product FRG domain-containing protein (gene T26H10.2). The record is from RefSeq and is marked reviewed. The transcript is spliced from 4 exons. Bases 132 to 368 code for a protein of 78 amino acids. NCBI's taxonomy places the organism in Eukaryota, Metazoa, Nematoda, Chromadorea, Rhabditida, Rhabditidae.
AUUGAAUGAGACAGAUGUUAAAUUGGAUUUCUAUAUUAUUUCUUGUCAUUGCAAUCGUUUUUCUUUGCUUUAUAGUCGAUAUCUUCGAAUAUUUAUGGAUUUUCUAUCAGAGAAGAAAAGCAGUGAAAGAAAUGGCCGAAUUCGAAACAAUGAUGGAAAAGAUUGCAGGCGGUAGUUUUGUUGGAAUGCCAUUGUCACCAAAUGAGCAAGUACUGAGAGCCGUCUGUUAUUGUGAUAAAGCAGCCUUUGCACAUCAUCGCCUCCGGCGUGUUGAUCCUUUGAUGCCUAUUCGAUUUUCAACUGGAAAUGAUAUCGAAAAUGGAUUGAGAGAAGAAGUAUCAGAAGGUGGGAUGCAUGAGUAUCCUUAAAAUAAACUUUAUUCAAGGAAAU